Batrachochytrium dendrobatidis JAM81 is the source of this 1111-nucleotide messenger RNA. RefSeq lists its product as uncharacterized. The transcript has 2 exons. Bases 1 to 1002 code for a protein of 333 amino acids. Gene Ontology annotation, cellular component: mitochondrion. NCBI's taxonomy places the organism in Eukaryota, Fungi, Chytridiomycota, Chytridiomycetes, Rhizophydiales. The record is from RefSeq and is a predicted model, not a curated record. Gene Ontology annotation, molecular function: (3R)-hydroxyacyl-[acyl-carrier-protein] dehydratase activity.
AUGCUGUACACUACUUCAAGUGAAGCUACUAAGCGUGCCAUGACUUGCACUUCCGAAACGGUCCAACAAGUCCAUGACUGGAAAACUCGUUUGCUUCAGCAUUCUCUUCAUGAUGUAGACGAGAUCACUGCAUCUAAUCAGCAGUUGCUUAAAAUGACCAUCGAUCCUACUUCUCUUUCUUGUGAUAGAGCUGCUGCCGUGAAGAAACUAUCUAAUCCUGAAUUCUCUUCUGCACUCAAAUCUCUUCCUCCGAUUGGCGCUUCCAUUCAUCCUGGAACCCAUUUUACACUAUUUCCUAUACGUACUCCCGAACCACUUUUGGCUUUGGAUGGAUAUGAUACUGACUGGUCUCCACCAAGUCCAUUUUUACAGCGUAUGUGGGCAGGUGGAGUCAUUGAAUGGCAUGCUAAAAAUCCACUAACUAUAGGACAGACUGCUCGUCAGACUACUCGCAUGGCAGAUGCUCAACUCAAACCUACUGGUCGUGGAAAUGCAGUCUUUGUUACAAUUCAAAAGAACAUUUCCAACGAUAUUGGACCUGCUAUCACUGAACAUCGCUCAUACGUAUACCUGGAAAAUAAACCAGAGAUUACCUCGGAUGCUGUCAAUGCCAAGCGUGCCAUUAAAAAAUCUCUAACGGCCGACUUUCAAACUACCGUUCUUCCAUCAACAAUUUCACUUUUCCGCUUUUCUGCCAUCACAUUCAAUAGUCAUUUGAUUCAUUAUGAUCACAUUUACGCAUCCAAAAAAGAAGGUUAUCCUGUUUGUCUUGUUCAUGGUCCAAUGACAUGUACGCUUCUUUUGGAUUUGUUUCAACGCAAUGCAAAUGGGAAGCAGAUUCGUAAAUUUUCGUAUCGUGCCAUCAGCGCAGUGCUGGUUGGCAAACCGUUGACUCUGAAUGGAAAAUGGGCUACAGACUCUGCUGGAAAACCAUACUGUGAACUAUGGGCUACUAAUGAUCAGGGUGGCAUGGCAAUGAAAGGAACUGUAGAAUUCGAUUAAACAUGUGUCCGUGAUGCAACCCAGAGCAGUUCUUUGGUCUGAUAUUAUAUUGUCAUGUGUUGGUUAUAUUUGAUCAAAAUAUAGUAUAGUUGAAUGAAUGCGUACUGGA